Messenger RNA from Racocetra persica, 265 nucleotides. The record is from the annotation of a GenBank genome assembly. Lineage: Eukaryota; Fungi; Glomeromycota; Glomeromycetes; Diversisporales; Gigasporaceae.
CUACACAAAAACCAAUAUUUAUUAUACUUUGUAACGAAUUGUUGAGAGCUCGACAAAAUUCUCCUAAUACACAAAAAAAAUUAUUGGAUGAUACCGAAAAACGCCUUAACAUUCUAUUCGAUGCUUUAAAUAAUGAAGAAGUUUCUCCAAAUGUUAUUGAAUCAUUAUUAACUCUAGUUAGAGAUUUGGAAUCUCGUAAUUUUCCUAAUGCCAUCAGCAUUCAAGUGCAGUUAAUGACUACUAAAAUGGACGAGUGUGGAAAAUG